Molecule: messenger RNA, 1112 nt
Organism: Oryza sativa Japonica Group (Japanese rice)
Lineage: Eukaryota; Viridiplantae; Streptophyta; Magnoliopsida; Poales; Poaceae
Source: RefSeq, a predicted model, not a curated record
AGCUACUCCACUCAGGCACUCAUCGAGCUACAUUUUGCUAACUAUCCAGUACCAAGAACGGAGCUGCAAGGAAGAGACGUACGAUGACCAUGACGUCGACGACGACGAAGGCCAUGGCGAUGGCGGCGGCGGUCCUCGCCGCCGCCGCCGUCGCGGCGACGAACGCGCAGACGUGCGGGAAGCAGAACGACGGCAUGAUCUGCCCGCACAACCUGUGCUGCAGCCAGUUCGGGUACUGCGGCCUCGGCCGCGACUACUGCGGCACGGGGUGCCAGAGCGGCGCCUGCUGCUCCAGCCAGCGCUGCGGCAGCCAGGGCGGCGGCGCCACCUGCUCCAACAACCAGUGCUGCAGCCAGUACGGCUACUGCGGCUUCGGCUCCGAGUACUGCGGCUCCGGGUGCCAGAACGGGCCGUGCCGCGCCGACAUCAAGUGCGGCCGCAACGCCAACGGCGAGCUCUGCCCCAACAACAUGUGCUGCAGCCAGUGGGGAUACUGCGGCCUCGGCAGCGAGUUCUGCGGCAACGGAUGCCAGAGCGGCGCGUGCUGCCCGGAGAAGCGGUGCGGCAAGCAGGCCGGCGGGGACAAGUGCCCCAACAACUUCUGCUGCAGUGCCGGCGGCUACUGCGGCCUCGGCGGCAACUACUGCGGCUCCGGCUGCCAGAGCGGCGGCUGCUACAAGGGUGGCGACGGCAUGGCGGCCAUCCUGGCUAACAACCAGAGCGUCUCUUUCGAAGGGAUCAUCGAGUCAGUGGCUGAGCUUGUGUAGAUCGAUGAGUCGAUCGUCGCCAUGAGCGUUUUCUGCUUUGUAUGCCUCUCGGCGUACAGGGCUUUUCAGCUUAGCUGCCUUUCAAUAAAAUCACUGAUCAUGGCGAUCGACAUGCAGAGCAGUGUUGUGUACGUAGUUGCUCAUCUGAAUAAAUAAAGGGGCUGAGCCUGAGCUGCUGCCUAGCUCGCACCAACAGAGUCCGGCCGGGAGGAGUUGUAGUUUCUGAAGGUGAGCUAGCUAGCUUUGGGAUCGAUGUAUGGAUCAGCAAUGUAACAAUGUGUUGUGGAAGCCCGUAGCUACUAACUAGCUCAUUGGUGCAUGAAAUAUAUGUCAUUAUCUGCUAUA